CGCAUAGUAAGUCUUUCUCUCGUUGGCUGGCCAACGUCGUCGUCCGACGUUUUCCGAUGAAGUUUGAAUUGUGAAUCUAACACAACAACAACAACAAAAAAAAAAUAAUAAUAAAAAAGAAAAAAAAAAAAACUAAACGUUAUAAACUACAAAACUCGUUGUACUUGUUUCCGCUCAAGUGUAUUCUAGUUCGUGUGUGUGUGUGUUAGCUCCUCUCUCUUACUCUCCAUCUAUUUCGUCUCCAAAAAAAUAAAAAAAAACCUCCAGCUCCACUCCACAUCGACAUCGACAUCGUGUGUGCUCCAUCAAAAGCCUUUGCGCCGCCGUGUGUACUUAACCAUCAUCAUCAUAUAAGAAUUUAAACUUGGAUAAAGGAAACGAAACUGCAUCAACAUGAAGCCCAAAUCAUCAUCUCUAAAUGUCCGAGUUACCACAAUGGACGCCGAGUUGGAGUUCGCCAUACAGACGACUACCACCGGCAAACAGCUAUUCGAUCAAGUUGUUAAGACAAUUGGCCUACGUGAAGUUUGGUUCUUUGGAUUGCAAUAUACCGAUUCGAGGGGUGAUCUAACAUGGAUAAAAUUAUACAAAAAGGUCAUGAAUCAAGAUGUAAAGAAAGAAGAUCCCCUACAGUUCCGCUUCAGAGCCAAAUUCUAUCCAGAGGAUGUUGCCGAAGAACUCAUCCAAGACAUAACUCUGCGUCUGUUUUACUUGCAAGUAAAAAAUGCCAUAUUGUCCGAUGAAAUCUAUUGCCCGCCAGAGACCUCAGUUCUAUUAGCAUCGUAUGCCGUUCAGGCACGCCAUGGUGAUCACAAUAAGAGCACCCACACCGCUGGUUUCCUAUCCAACGACCGUCUUCUUCCGCAACGUGUCAUUGAUCAGCAUAAGAUGUCCAAGGACGAAUGGGAAGCAUCCAUAAUGACCUGGUGGCAAGAACAUCGUGGCAUGUUGCGCGAAGAUGCUAUGAUGGAGUAUCUAAAGAUCGCCCAGGAUCUGGAAAUGUACGGAGUGAAUUACUUCGAAAUUCGCAACAAGAAGGGCACUGACUUGUGGUUGGGUGUUGAUGCUUUGGGCUUGAAUAUCUACGAACAGGAAGAUAAACUGACCCCAAAGAUUGGUUUCCCAUGGUCUGAGAUCAGGAAUAUUUCGUUUUCAGAGAAACGUUUCAUCAUCAAGCCAAUUGAUAAAAAAGCACCAGAUUUUGUGUUCUUUGCGCCACGCGUCAGGAUCAAUAAGAGAAUUUUGGCCUUGUGCAUGGGUAACCAUGAAUUGUAUAUGCGUCGUCGCAAACCAGACACAAUUGAUGUCCAGCAAAUGAAAGCACAAGCCAGAGAGGAGAAAAAUGCCAAGCAACAAGAAAGAGAAAAGUUACAAUUGGCUUUGGCAGCCCGCGAACGUGCCGAAAAGAAACAACAAGAAUACGAAGAUCGUCUCAAGCAAAUGCAAGAAGAGAUGGAACGUUCACAAAAGGACCUCAUGGAGGCACAAGAGAUGAUUCGUCGUCUUGAAGAGCAAUUGAAACAAUUGCAAGCAGCAAAGGACGAGCUCGAACUCCAUCAAAAGGAGCUACAAUCGAUGUUGCAACGUCUCGAAGAGGCUAAACACAUGGAACAAACCGAGAAAAUCAAACUCGAAGAAGAAAUCCAAGCCAAACAGGCUGAAGUGUUCCGAAUUCAAGAGGAAGUUAAUGCCAAGGACGAUGAAACUAGACGGCUGCAAGCUGAAGUUGAAGAAGCAAGGCUCAAACAGGCUGAAGCUGCUGCUGCUUUAUUGGCUGCAUCAACAACACCGCAACAUCAUCAUGUUGCUGAGGAUGAAAACGAUAAUGAAGAAGAAUUGGCCAACGGUGAUGUUGGUGGUGAUGUGUCAAGAGACUUGGACACAGAUGAACACAUUAACGAUCCAGUUGAGGAUAGGCGUACGUUAGCUGAACGAAAUGAAAGACUUCAUGAUCAAUUGAAGGUUCUUAAACUAGAUUUGGCACAUUCUCGUGAUGAGACCAAGGAGACGCUCAACGAUAAGAUUCAUCGUGAAAAUGUUCGUCAAGGACGUGACAAAUACAAGACACUCCGAGAAAUUCGAAAGGGCAACACGAAACGUCGUGUUGAUCAGUUUGAAAACAUGUAAAGUGCUUAAUUUUCAUUCACCCCACAAACAAAAAACAAACAACUAAAAAAAAGAAGAGAAAAAACUUAAACACAAAGUAAAAAAGGUUAAUUAAACAUUUAAAAUUAAAAAACAAAACAAUAAAAACAAUUAAAACGCCAUUGCAGUCGUCCAGUUAUAUAAAACAAGAAAAGAUAUGAAAAAAAAAAUUGUUAGUCGAGAAUAUAAAAUAAAUAUAUUUUUAUUUAAUUACUAAAAAAAA
Episyrphus balteatus (marmalade hoverfly) is the source of this 2368-nucleotide messenger RNA. It is a transcript of the gene Moe, whose product is annotated as moesin/ezrin/radixin homolog 1. The transcript has 7 exons. Gene Ontology annotation, molecular function: actin binding; cell adhesion molecule binding. The coding region runs from base 394 to 2127 and encodes 577 amino acids. Lineage: Eukaryota; Metazoa; Arthropoda; Insecta; Diptera; Syrphidae. The record is from RefSeq and is a predicted model, not a curated record. Gene Ontology annotation, cellular component: plasma membrane; apical part of cell; cytoskeleton. Gene Ontology annotation, biological process: positive regulation of protein localization to early endosome; regulation of organelle assembly; regulation of cell shape.